AUGGCGACCGCCCCCGCACCGGAAUCGCCCAGCAGCUCUUCGGCUGGCCCCAAUCUCAACAACAACAACAACAACAACAACCAGCAACAACAACAGGAGCAGCAGCAGCCACCUCCGGGCGUGCGCAAGUGCGGCUACCUUCGCAAGCAGAAGCAUGGCCACAAGCGCUUCUUCGUGCUUCGCGCCCCCAGUGGCGGGGCGGCAGCGGGGGAGGAGGCGUCGCCGCAGCAGCCAGCCCGACUGGAGUACUACGAGAGUGAGAAGAAGUGGCGGAGUAAGUCCACGGCUCCCAAGCGGACCAUUGCCCUCGACGCUUGCCUCAAUAUCCACAAACGAGCCGACGCCAAGCACAAGCACCUCAUCGCCCUCUACACGCGCGACGAGUACUUCGCCUUGGCAGCUGAAAGCGAGCCUGAGCAGGAGGCCUGGUACCAAGCGAUCACGGAGCUGCUUCACGAGGGCCAGGCCGCGGCACAGGGCUCUCCUCGGCACCCGUCCCAGUUGGCCUCCUGCGAGGACUUCAGCUACGGGCAACUGGGCUGCAGGCCCCCUUCGUCCGCCGCCUACCGCGAGGUGUGGCAGGUGACGCUGAAGCCGAAGGGACUCGGGCAGAGCCGCAACCUCACGGGCGUGCACCGCCUGUGCCUGGCGGCGCGUACGGUCGGGCUGGUGCGGCUCAACUGUGACCGGCCUUGCGUGACGCUGCAGCUUAUGAACAUCCGCCGAUGCGGUCACUCGGACAGCUUUUUCUUCAUGGAACUGGGGCGUUCGGCCUCAACGGGGCCCGGGGAACUCUGGAUGCAAGCCGACGACUCGGUGGUGGCGCAGAACAUCCACGAGACCAUCCUGGAGGCCAUGAAGGCGCUGCGGGAGCUCGUAGAGUUCCGCCCGCGGAGCAAGAGCCAGUCCUCGUCCUCCUCCCGGCCCAUCUCAGUUCCCGGCCGCCGCCAUCACGCCCAUCAUCACCCGCUGGCGCCUCUGCCCCCCAGCCAGACCGGCCUCCUCCGCCGUUCGCGCACUGACAUCUUGACUGUAGCAGGGAGUAGCAGCAGCAGCAGCAGCAGCAGCAGUAGCAGCAGCCACAGCAGCCGGUUGACCACAGAGCCAAGCUUGGCCUCUCAGCGCUUAUCUAGUUGCAGCGCUUCUGCUUCUGGUUCCCCCAGUGACCUAGCUGGCUUCAUGACUUUUGAGGAAUUAGACUCCAGUCCAGCUGGAGAGCUACUGCCUUUCUCAUCUUCUUCAGCAACAAGCCACCAUAGCAACACACCUGAGACUCCUCCUGGCUGGCAGUUGGAUAGUUACAUUGUUAUGGAGCGGGAACCCAUCCGCCACCAGCUAUAUCUUUGUGGAGAGGACAAGGUUCCCAGGAAGCGCACUUACUCUUUGACAACACCAGCACACCAAGGCUCCUUGCCUCCUUCAGUUUCCUCUGCCUCCCUCAACGAGUACACACUCAUGCAGGCCACCUUUUCAAGAGCGGGAUAUUCACCAAAGACAACCUAUACUCCUUAUCCCGAAGAUUAUUGUGAUGUGGACAUUGGGUGUGGUGGCAUCAGCAGUGAUAGGUCACACAUAGGUUGUAUUGUGCCUAAGGAGGAUGGCUAUAUGCCCAUGAGUCCCAGCAUAUCAUCUGUCGUGUCAUUGCAGACUGAUUCUGAUAGCUAUAUGUCUAUGCACCCCACCAGUGUGUCAGCCCCACAACAGAUUGCACAGUCUUAUUCUUACAAAAUCAACAGGGAGAGUUCUCCAGAUGAUUGUGGUUACAUGCAUAUGUGGGGUACCAGAACCAGGCUGCCUGGAGAGAGUCCAGAAGAGAGAUUGGCCAACAAUGACUACAUCAGUAUGUCCCCUUUGCUUUUGCCCCCUUUGCAUGGACCUUCUGCUUCAGAUUCACCUAUGCUCUCAACUGAUCAUUUCAGUGCUUUGAGGCUUGGAAACCAGGCUGGUUACUUGGGUAGCCUAUUGCAUGCAUGCCAACAGCAGUCAGAUUCCCACGGUGAGAGAAAGGACAGUGACCAGUACGUGUUUAUGAGCUCUCCAACAGGCAGACAGAAUUACGCCCCCAAAGGGAAAUUCUUUCUUGCUCCAUGCAACAAUACUUCAGUGCAUUUAUCCAUGCAUCACAAUCAAAUUGAGAACUCUUUCAGCCAAAAGACAGGCAAUACCCAGUCCACUCACCCUUCUCUGGGGCUUUUGCUACCCAGCAUGAAUGAACAGCCUCUUCUAAAGGAACCUCAGAGUUCCAGUGGAGAUUAUGUUGAUAUUGGCUACUCACUGGCGCCAGCCUGUGAGGGUGUAUCUUCUCUGCUUAACCCUGGCUUAGGUGGGCAUAAUGGCUCAAGGAUUUCCAAUUAUAUGAACCUCAAUUUUGAUGGUCCACAGACAAGUGCCAUCUCUCUGAGGUCCUUGGAAGAAAUACUUAUGCCAGUAUCUUGCCCUAACCCCGGGCAGCUAGACAAGCAUUAUUUAAAGGUUGGAAUGCAGAUGGCUUACCUUUCCAGCCCAACUUCUGAAGCUGGUGACUAUGCAGAAAUGAUUUUUAACACUGCCACCGCACCACCCCAGCCCAUCUCACACAAGCCAGAAAGUGCUUGUGUGACUAGCCCUGGCCCUGGAAUGAAGCAACUUACCCUUCCUGGGGUGGAGGCUUUUGCCUUUGCUAGUCCUCCUUUUGAUCCCAAUCAUGGAGCCAAAGUCAUUCGUGCUGAUCCUCAGGGGCGUCGAAGGCACAGCUCAGAAACUUUCUUAUCUACUACCACAGUGACUCCUGUUUCUCCUUCCUUUGCACACAAUCCUAAGCGGCAGAAUUCUGCCUCUGUAGAAAAUGUGUCCCUCAGGAAAAAUGAAGGUUUGGGAGAGGAACAGAACAGUAGCCCCAUGUGCCGGGAAACCUCAGCUGGCUUCCAGAAUGGCCUCAACUACAUUGCUGUUGAUGCAUUGCAUGGAAGUAAUCUUGCAGUUGGAGACCAAGUUGAGCACAAAGACAUGUAUGCUAUCAAUGGAAAUAUCAACAGUACUUAUGCCAGUAUAAAUGUUCUGGCCCACAAUCUGAAAAAAACAUCUUUAGUGAAAGGUGAGUUUGCACACUUAUUCCUGCUUCCCUUUCAAUAACUGAGCUUUUGAAAGAGCCAUUAGAGCCAAAGAAAGCACAAAAUCAAAAUACUUUGCCUAUUUACUUUAAAUUAUUUUGCUGAACUUUUGUGGAGAUGCUGGCUUAUAUGAAAGUAUUCCAAAUUUAAAUAUGUGAGUCUCAGCUAGUGUGUUGUUAUUUCUUAGUCCAGUAACAUGUUGAUGCUCCAGUUCUAAAACUAAUUCCUACUGAAAAAGGAUGUAGUUUAGAGUAAGUAGGUAAAUUCUCCUUACCCAUGGAGCUGGAUUCCUGGUGAUUUCAUAAAUACGACCAUGAAGUUUUCUUGGCAGCAGAAUAGAACUCAUUUGCUACUUCCUUCUUCCAGGUUGUUUUUUCAACUUUUCAAUCUAAUCCACUGCAUUUGCAAUAUCCUCAGGAGAACUCUUGCCCAAAUACUAAUCUUGGGCUACCAUAUUAUACCAAACAUCAGAACAAGUAUUUGAGGGAGUUCAGAGAUAGGGAAGAUGAAUACUUUGCUGCUGGAUUAAAAGCCCAGAUUUUUGCCAUCUAGAUACCAUAGUCUUAAUGGACCAGAUCUUAUCCUGUUUUGAUUUUUGAGAUGAGCCAAGCUGGCUACAUUCAGAGUAAACAUAAAUAAAAUUACGCUAUUGACAUUUUUGCCCAUGUAGCUUUUUAUUUUGCUAUAGGGAUCUUAAAUCAGUCAUGCUUUUAUUCUCUCUCUUGUAUGUUUUCUCCCAUUGGGGAAUUCUUAUUGCUCUACUCUGUUAUGGAAUGGUAGCACUAUUUUUAUUUAUUUUUCUGAAGAAAAAACAUAAGAGAAAAAGAAAGAUGUCAUGUACUAUGAAUGAACAAAAUAAUACAAGAGAUGUAAAACAAACCCCAAAAAUGUAUAUCAAAAAAAUAAGAUUGCUCAAAAGUCCUCUUCCUUGGCCCUUUUCAAAAAAAAAAAAAGACAAACCCAAUAGAUUCAGAUGUUGACAAAAAAUGGGUCUCAAGCAUCCACUGCACUGCUGUGAACUGUGU
Messenger RNA from Protobothrops mucrosquamatus (brown spotted pit viper), 4114 nucleotides. It is a transcript of the gene IRS2, whose product is annotated as insulin receptor substrate 2. Gene Ontology annotation, molecular function: insulin receptor binding; phosphatidylinositol 3-kinase binding. Gene Ontology annotation, biological process: insulin receptor signaling pathway. NCBI's taxonomy places the organism in Eukaryota, Metazoa, Chordata, Lepidosauria, Squamata, Viperidae. The record is from RefSeq and is a predicted model, not a curated record. Bases 1 to 3111 code for a protein of 1036 amino acids. The transcript is spliced from 3 exons. Gene Ontology annotation, cellular component: cytosol; plasma membrane.